Molecule: messenger RNA, 3157 nt
Organism: Erythranthe guttata (spotted monkey flower)
Lineage: Eukaryota; Viridiplantae; Streptophyta; Magnoliopsida; Lamiales; Phrymaceae
Source: RefSeq, a predicted model, not a curated record
AAACACAAUCAAUAUAUGAAAUCUACCCCUCAAUUCCUCAGAAAACUAAAGUUUAAUUCCUCAGUAAUAAUUUUUCAAUUCUUCUUCUUCUCCAAAGUCCAAAACCACAUUCAAGAAAAAAAAAAAAAAAAAAACAGUCAAUUAACCCCCCAAGAAUUCACCCUUUUCCGGGUCGAAAUUAACCACCCAAAUCCUCAUUAUUUACCAUCUCUACCAACAUUAACUUCUGGGUUUUUUCUUUUUUAAUUUUUUUUAGCCUGUUCACAAAAUCUAGUUCUCCUCAAACAUCUGACUGUUUGUCCUCUCUUUCUCUCUCCUCCUUUCCCCUUCUCUCUUUCUCUCUCUAAAGAGUCUUGACGAACUCACCACAACUCCAAAAAACCCAGUUCUAUUUUUUUCUUCCCAACAAUGAUUGUUGUGAUUAUCAUCUAAUUAUUAACCCCCCUUUUUCACUUUUGUUUGCAGUUUCAUAAUCCUCUUCAGUAUUUUAUUAGUCUAUUUGCUGUUAGUAUUUAGCACCCAAUAAUUGUGGUAGUUUUUUUUUUUUUAGUUUAUUAAAAAAGAAAAUAAAAAUCCAAGCUUUUUUGUUCUGAACCAAUAAAUUCUCGGGUUGCUUCAAUGCAAGCCCUUGAUCUUCCAUGUAACCCUUCUCUAGACCGUACCGGGCCCGAUCCCUCAACUGGGCCGGACCAUUUCGGUCCGAUCCACCAAAAAACCCGUGCCCAGAACAACACCAACAGUGAGAAUAUCAAGAAUGGUGGUGCUGCUGUUGACAACAAUGGCGGUGGUGGCAGUAGUUUGGUAGUUAGGAGGGAGAGGCCGUCGAGGGCAUGCACGCAGCGGGCGGCGGCCAGGCUGCAGGCCGCCGCUGCGGCGGAGGCUGCCACGGCUGAAGUGGGGAGGAAGAGGAAGAAAGCGAAGAGGCGGGAUAGUUUAUCGGUUAGGCCGUUGAAGGAGGAUUCCGAUGAGGAGGAGAUGUUUCCGGUGGAGGAGGAGGAGGAGGAGGAGGAAGGUGGUGGUGGAGACGAGGAGAAUGGUGCCUCCUCUUCGUUGCCACGGUUGCAAUUCAGUAGAAUGGUUACUCCGCUGGUCGGAGAGCCGGAGGAUUCGCAGCUGCCGCGGUGGAAUAUACGGUCCAUGUGGCAGUUGGCUUCUAUUCUUGAUUUCUUGAAUGUGUUUAGGCCUUUAUUGAAUGUUAAAGUGGAGUUUUCGGCGGAGGAGUUUGAGACGGCUUUGAUUACUCCAAACAAUACUCUUGCCGAUAUACAUAUCCCAUUACUAAAGGCAAUUCCACCUGUCACUAGAAUGGCACUUGGUCGUGCAACUUGGAUUACCGUUGUAUGCAGAAAAUUGAGAGACUGGUGGCAUUGGGUUGCGGAAGGAGAUCUGCCUAUAGUUGCGUCACAUGGGACUGAAAUCGAGGCAUACAAUGCACUUGAUCCCGGUGUUCGUGUAGUGAUUCUCAAGGCGUUGUGCGAUAUUCGUGUCGAGCAAGAAGAUAUACGGAACUAUAUCGAUGACUCAAUAAAACGAGGCGUUCAGCUUUCAGCAUUUCGUAAGGAACGCAUAGGUGGCGAUUCUUACGGAAUCUCAUAUUGGUAUGAAGACGAUCCAAUCAUUGGUCAUCGACUGUACAGAGAGAUCCGAAGAGUCGAGGUGAAAAAAGGAAAAGGAAGGAAUAUUCCUCCGAUUCCUCAUUCUUCUUAUCAAUGGGAAGCAGUCGCUACUAAUUUUGACGAAUUUCAAAAUGUUUCUGAAAAGCUCUUCUCGAGUAAAAACAGAACAGAGGUUUCAGUUGGAAAGAAAUUAAAGAAUAUCAUGCUCCCUGAAAUCGAGAAAGUCCACAAGAGGAAGGAGAAACUGUUGAAAAAGCAACACAGACAAGCGCUUAUGCUCGAUAAUAUGAUGAAUAUUGACGGUCUUCCUGCUGGACGAUCUAGGCGUGACAGAAAACCCGUUACCUAUACUUUUGAUGAUUAUGAUCGGUCAAUAAACGAAGCUAUAAAAAUCACCAAGAAAAAACAGCCAUCGGCAGAACCUUUCGAUGGCAAAGAUUCUUUCCCGAGACUAGAAGAUUCUAGAAAUAACGGUAAAUCAGGCGGCCCUUCACAAUACUCUCAAAAUCUCUCAUUUAGUCCACUUUCUCCCGAAUCGUUUGAAGAUGAUGAAGAAUUUUACGAUGACCAAAAAGCUGACGAAGCAUUGGAUCGAAGCAAUAGACGAAGGCAGAGGCCUCAACGGUACUCGGUGAGAGAGUUUGUGGAAGCUGUAUCGGAUAACGAGGCAGAUUUCGACAGUGAUGAUGAUAUAGUUGGGGAAGUAGUGUACGACGAAGAGUAUUUAAAAAAACGGAAAGAGAGGAAGAAAUUAUCGAGUAGCUCAGAGGGCGAAGAAGAGUAUAACUGGGAUGAAGAAAAUCCCGAAGAAGAAGAAGAAGAAGAAUAUGAUGAUGUCAUCUUAAGUACGAGCGAGGAUAAUAAUAGCGAUCAAGAGCCUCGUAAAUUCAAGGCAUACCCGAGGCGUAAUACAAGGGAAACGAAAAAAUCGAGAAAAAUCGACGAGCUCCAAUCGGGUCUCAGGCGAAGUCAAAGGUCAACCAAGAACCGCAUCAAUUAUAGCCAGUUGGAAAUGUCGGAAUCCGAUGAUGUGGGGCCCACGGUGAAAUCCGAGAAGUCGAAUGCUGCUGCUGCUGCGUUGGAGUUCUCGAGGGGUGGUGGUAGUGAAGAUUCUUACGAGAAAGCCAACGAUGAGCUAAUUGAGGAGCUGGAUGAAAAGGAAAUCGAUCCGACGGAGGAGGUUGAUUGCGGAGAUCGAGAAGGAGUCGAAGGUGUUAAAAAGAGACGGUUGCUUGAUUUAAACGAAGUUGUUCCUGGUUCUGGUUUUGACGACGGUCCCAAUUCGACGAGAGAUGAAGACGAAAAUGACUUGUAGAGUUUUUCUCCCUCUCACCGCCAAUUAUCCGAGAAAAUUCCCGUUGAUUAUUUAGUCGGUUUUUUUUUUUUUACAGUAUGCAUGUCUACAUUGAGAAAGCAACAAAAACGAAAUAUGAAUGAGAAACUCUUCUAGUUCAGAUUUCCGGUCGUUGUACAAUAUACUUGUACUGAUAUUUGUAACGAAAGAUUUCGAUGUUAGAUAUCGGGAUUCAGGACCUAUCGAA